Messenger RNA from Leucoraja erinaceus (little skate), 7534 nucleotides. RefSeq names its product SEC16 homolog A, endoplasmic reticulum export factor (gene sec16a). Gene Ontology annotation, biological process: COPII vesicle coat assembly; Golgi organization; autophagy. Bases 175 to 7080 code for a protein of 2301 amino acids. Gene Ontology annotation, cellular component: ER to Golgi transport vesicle membrane; endoplasmic reticulum exit site. NCBI's taxonomy places the organism in Eukaryota, Metazoa, Chordata, Chondrichthyes, Rajiformes, Rajidae. The transcript has 30 exons. The record is from RefSeq and is a predicted model, not a curated record.
ACGUCACGAUGUACACGUCGCCGCUUGGCGAGUGAAGAUGGCGCCGGUUGUCCGCUCGGUCGGCUCAGUAACGGCGCGGAGCGGAGCCGCUCGAUCCCAGGGCUGCACCAGGCACUGAACGACUGACGGCCCUGCUACCCCCUGGAGAACACGUUUUGAGCUGCGCGCGCCUUGAUGCAGAGCCUGGCCAUGCAGCCACCACCCUCGAGAUCAUCGCCAGGAGUCGCCAAUGCUGCAGGAGCCCCACCAAGCGGGGGCACCCCUAAUGUCUUCCGCCGCAACGCCCCUUUCAGACGGCCCAACACGCCGCUUUCCGGAGCCCCGCUACCACCGGUCACCGACCCUUUUGGACUGAGUCGGCCCAAUCACCCUGGUGACUUGGCAGCACCGCACGGCGCCAACAGUGGCGGCCCGCUGCUCCCUCCACCUUUGUUGAGUCAGCAAGACGGGAGCCACGCUCCACCUCGGUGGCCCGCAGACACUUUGCACAACCCACAGGGGUCAUUUCCCGGGCAGCCCACCGCACCGGGUGAGCGGUCAGAACCAUGUGGUGCACCGGCAGCGCCUCUUGCCCCGAUGCCACGCUUUGGUGAUGGCCAGUUCUUCCCCGCGUCCCCUCCUGACGCCGGGCAGGGCCUACCCCCCGAGCCCUCGUACUUUCACACGGGGCUAGGGCCAGAAGGCGGCGAGUUUGGGCCACGUCACGGCGCCGCCCCUUCCCAAGCAAGGAACUCCCACGGGCAAGAACCGCUUCCUUUUCCUCCUGGCGCACCGGCUUUCCCACCACAGCUCCAGCCAAGCACCUCCUCCCAGUGGGUGGCGAGUCACGGCAGUCGGCCUCCCUCCGUCCAAAACUACUUUCAACCCAGUGACCCCCAGACUCAGGGCUUCGGCAGUUACUACUCUCCAGCCCAGCUGCCACCUUUUCCAGCUCACCAAAACCCGGCUCCUGGCAGCUUCUGCCAGCAGCAGCAUCCACCGCCAGAGUCUUUUGCCCAGUUUACUGGAGGAGAGCGCAAGGACAGUGGUCGGCCACCUCCCUUCCACCCAUCCCAGCACCAACAAAAUUUCUCAGGCGCUGGCUUGGCCCACCCAGAGGACUGGGCACACAGUUUCCCACGAGAACCAUGUCCUCAACAAUCUACCAGACCCGACAGUCUCCCCCCACAGUCAGGCCACCCUCAAGACUCUGACCCAGGUACUGUUUCUAUGUUUUUCAAAGGGGGCGAGGCAGAGAAUAAAGAAACCCUGGCAAGAAACUUUCAGUGUGGAGCUGAUGUUGCGACAGGAGAUGCCUUUCAGCCAAGUCAAGGUCUGUUCUUCAGUGGAUUGCCCCCUCCUGAGUCAGGGCAGCAGGCAGUGGGUCGGGCCUCUGGUGUUGAAGCCCAGGGCUUCCUUCCCCCACCACCUGCCCCGUACGGUGUUUACAUCCAGGGUUCUGGAGGCCCUGCUGAGAUCAAGGAUCCCACUAUGCCUCAGCGUGGCGGGGAUGGGCUGACACUGGAAAAUGACGAGAAUUCUGAAUUUGCACCGAACCAAGAAGUGUUGCCCAGUGAACCUGAAAGGAUCUCUCUGGGAUUCCAGCCCAUGCCUGGCUUGGCAAACCAGGGACAGCAUGUCACCAAAAAUAUUGGAACAGCAGGCGGACCACCUGUGAAUCAGGAGACCCCGGACGUGACACCUCACCCUCUGCGAUCGGACAGCAUCUCCUCGAACCACAGCAGCACCAGUCACAGCAGCGGCUCAAGUCUGCGACGCUCCCAACUUCCGCCGAACACUUUCAUCCAGCAGGAGAGCGGGAAGCCACCGACCGAUGCUGUCUCCUGCUUCUUUGAGCAGAUAGACACUUCCCCGCUCGGUCAGGACCCCUCCUAUCCAGGCAGGGAGGUGGAGAGCGCUGGGCGGACUAUGUAUUACAGCCAGUUGCCGCAUCCCACCAAUCCCACAUCUCCAAAGCCGAUGGCCACCUUCCAAGCCAGCGCCAACAGCUCGUUUGAGCCCGUGAGGUCACACGGGCAGUUCGCAGUCAAGGGUGUGGAAGUGGAUCAAGCAAGCAUGGUGAUGGAGCUGGGCCAGGCCGCAGUCAGCACUGUGGGGCAGCAGCAAGCUGCAUCAGAUAUCUCCCCAGGCAACCUAGAACAACCACCCGACAACUUGGAAAACAUCACAAUCCCGCACACUCGCUCAAACCUGUAUGCAGGCCCAGCGGCUCCUGAAAGUAUGUUGCCACCCAUGCCAGAGAUGUCAGAGAAGAGAACACCUUUGAGAAUGCACGGCGCCCGUGCAAAAGCGGAGAGCCCAGCUGCCACCCUGUGGGCACAGAACGAGCUGCCGAACUUCACUGCCGGGAUUGUGCUGGCGCUAGCUGCUCCAGCUGUGCCCACAGCAGCCAAGGAACCCUGUGCUGAGGUUGGCCCACCUCCGCAAGAUGGCAGCAAGGAAGCGAGCUACCCAGUGCUCGUGGGCAACAUGGAGAAUCCUCCCCAAGCACCUAAAGGUGUAGCCCUCAAAGGCCAGGCAAGUUCCAGCUACGCCACACUGCUGAUGCCAUCUCUGGCUGCGCCAAACCCACCUGUGCUACUCGCUCGGCCUCUGCAGACCAGUUCCUCUGCUCCAAAGUCCAGCCCCGACCAGCCUCUGCGAGAUCGAGGCGAUGGCCAAAGCGUUUCCUUUGCGAGCCCUGCACCGCCAGCUGCUGGCCUUGCCACUGCGCUCGGAUCGCCACCUGCCCAGACACCACUCAAUCUGGCUGCAGACGGUCACCUCGACCUGAGGUUUGCAGGUGGAGGACCACCAACAAGGGACACGAGCACCCCUGCUGCCAGCCCCCCCUCUAACCGAGUACCUGGCGCAACCAUAAUUGCCCCGACCUCCGCUCUUCAGCCACGCAGUGACAUCAGUAAAGACGAUGUAAGAAAUCCAGGUUUUCAUCAGCCUGAGUCAUCUGCCAACUGUGAGCUGCUUGAUUUCACCUUGCGUCGCUCUCCACCGAAUCAGUCCAUCGCCAAUGCUAAUCAACCUGCUUCCCUGCCACUUAAUAAUACCACACAGCACCUUCCUCCUUGCCAGACGUACGUGGCAGGGCUCAGCAUUAAUGACAAACCAGGUUUCUAUCUGCAGGUCACCAAAGAUGUCCAACAGCAGCAGCAGCCGAUGGCCACAAUGACGGGGCAACAGGCAGUACCCCCGCCCCUCCCACCCACGGCUCAUGACUCUGACCAGCAUCAGCCCGGCUCGGUGCUGGCCAGCAGUCAUGGCGCACCUGUGGGCUAUGGGUACCCAGAGUUGGUUUCUGCCCAGCCUGCCACACAGCAGCAAUCAGUGGCUCAGGUUCCUGUAACAACAGCAGCAGCAGCCUCCCAGCUGCCCUCGCAUCAGGAGGUGCCACUGCAGCAGCCGUAUCCUCAGGGGCUGCCGCAGGUGGGCUACAGCUAUCCAUAUCCGUACCUGUAUCAGGAUUACGGCACGGAUCCUCAGCAGGCAUAUGCAGUGCCUUACCCAUCCUACCCACCUGUGGAUCCCAGAGUUGGUCAACAGUUGCCUUAUCCACCAGUGAGUUCCAGAGGCAACCAUCCAUAUUAUCAGGGUGAUCCAUACCGGCGUUACAACGCCCAGUAUGCCAGGUACGAUGCUAAUAAUGCAGGUUCCAAGGAUCAAGAGAGGGAAAGGACCAGUCGACCCAGCUCCAGAACAAGUCAAUCUUCUGACAGACCAUCCUCUAGGCAAGGAUACACUGAAGACCCCUACAGUGGAAGAAGUGGACGAGAGGCUUAUGCUGGUUACUAUGCAGAUUAUUAUAAUGGUCAAUAUCAGUAUAGAGACCCAGCUCAGUGGGAGAGGUAUGACCUGGCUGCCUACGAUCCCAGAUACAGAGACUAUAGAGAUUAUGAUCGUCCAUACUGGUAUUAUGGAUCUUAUCAAGCACGGGAACCUUACUACCGGGAGCCCUAUGGAGACAGGCGGAAUGGCUAUGAAGAGCUCUGGCAGUAUGACCCUCGAUAUGACAGUAGUUUUGAUGAAAGCAGUCGACGAGACCCAUACCCCGACGAAUUUGAUCGGCGCAGUACGCACAGCGAACAUUCUGCUCACAGUGCGCUGAGCUCCCACAGUGUGAGGAGUCGGCGCAGCAGCUUCAGCUCCCAGUCCCAGCAGAGCCAGGUUUACAGGAGUCAACAGGAUUUGGCUGUCCCUUUUGAACAACCGAGUCAGCCAACCAUCGCUGCCGAUUACACAUAUGGGCAAUACUCAGAAAACACUGUCCAACCUAACUAUUCUGAUUAUCAAUAUGGAUACCCAGCAGAAACAGGCUGGCAGCCUGUGGAGACGGCUCCUCCAAGACCUGUGACCCCAGAGAAAUUUACAGUUCCUCAUCUUUGUGUCCGGUUUAGCCCUGGAGGGCAGUUGCUGAAAGUGUUGAGCAACCUGCCUUCAGAAGGCCAGCCAGCUCUGGUUGAAAUACACAGCCUGGAGACCAUGUUGCAGCACAUGCCUGAACAGGAGGAGUUGAGGAGCUUCCCAGGGCCAUUAGCAAAGGAAGAGACUCAUAAAGUUGAUGUCAUCACCUUUUCCCAAAACAAGGCGACAGAGUGCUUAAGAAAUGAAGAGCUACUGGACAAGGAGUCGGCCAACUUGUUAUGGGACCUGAUUGUCCUGCUAUGUAGGCAAAAUGGGACAGUGAUUGGUACAGACAUUGCUGAGCUCCUGCUGCGGGAACAUCGAUCCGUCUGGCUUCCUGGCAAAUCGCCAAAUGAAGCCAAUCUGAUUGACUUCAACAACGACCUGGUUCCGCGUGCAGAGGAUGAGUCCUGCGCCUCUCUCCUUACUGACAGCUUCCUUGACAACAUUGUGACAGAGUGUACCAGCAAGGACACCGAGCGUUUCCGGGAAUUGCUCCUCUUUGGCCGCAAGAAGGAUGCCCUGGAAUCUGCAAUGAAGCAUGGUCUGUGGGGUCACGCUCUCUUACUGGCCAGCAAAAUGGACAAUCGGACGCAUGCAAAGGUCAUGACCAGGUUUGCCAAUAGCCUACCCAUCAAUGAUCCUCUGCAGACAGUGUACCAGUUGAUGUCAGGCCGCAUGCCAGCUGCAGCAACGUGUUGUGGAGAAGAGAAGUGGGGAGACUGGCGGCCCCACCUUGCCAUGGUGCUGUCCAACCUUUCCAACGGACCAGACUUGGACAGAAGAACCAUCACCACCAUGGGAGAUACGCUUGCUGUCAAGGGAUUAUUAGAUGCUUCUCAUUUCUGUUACCUGAUGGCACAGGUUGGAUUUGGAGUAUACACUAGAAAAUCUACAAAACUCGUUCUGAUUGGUUCAAAUCACAGUUGGUCAUUUCUGAAAUUUGCUUCAAAUGAAGCCAUCCAGCGCACAGAGGCAUACGAGUACGCACAGGCAUUGGGCAGCCAAACAUGCUUUCUUCCCAACUUUCAGGUGUUUAAAUUCAUUUACGCAUGUCGACUGGCUGAGAUGGGCUUGGCGGCACAAGCUUUUCACUAUUGUGAAGUCAUUUCAAGAACCAUCCUCAGGAAUCCAGCCUAUUAUUCACACGUCUUAUUGGGACAGCUCAUUCAGAUUUCCUCUCAGCUGCGAUUCUCUGACCCUCAGUCGAAGGAAAGAUCUGAACAGGAGUUGCAAAUGGAGCCAGAUUGGAUUCAACAGCUCAGACAAAUUGAAAUCCAGAUAAAGGAUGGUGGCUUUGUAUGUGGGUCAGGCAGAGCCACUCCACAGCCAUUCUGCUCCAGCACCCCUAGUUCAGAGUAUGACCAGGUGCACCACGCUGAAGAGCUUCCCACUGGCUCCCAGGAGGAGGUCACAAGAAUGGAGAACCCACUGAUGACAUCUUUUGUACCAGAUGCAGGAUCGACAGAAGUGCCUGGAGUUCAGCUCAUGCCAGCAGCUCCUCACGCGGUACUGGAUGGGAGGUUGAUGGCAGCCCCACCCUCACAGUCUGUAACUGAUGGCCCCGUUCCGCUGUAUUCGCCCACUCAUAGUUCACCUGGCUUUCCAGGACAAUCGCCCAACUCUGCUUUCAGGCAACCUUGCGAUCUGUUGAAAGGCCCCUUCUCUCCAGGAUUGUCCGGGCCUCCGCCUGGACCCUCGGUAGAGCCUCUGCCCACUGUGCAAGAACAGGUUCACGUCAAUGCAGGAUCUCCAGACAUGAAUUCCAUCAAUCACCAAAUAUCGCCAAAAAGACACAGCUUUGGGGAAGCCGGGCAGCAGGAUUUCUAUGAUCAAAUGGCCAAAAUGCAGGCCCCGGGAAGAAGAUCAAGGUCAGCGUCUCAGUCAUCUUUGCACAUGCCAUACGGGAGACGCUCGAGAAAUACCUCCGAGUCAUCCAAUCACAGCAUGGGCCGGGAGAGGCAUCGAUCGGCGGCGAACCAGCCGACACUUCCACCCCAGCCAGAGGUUGUUGCCAGCAACAGUCAGGAGGGCAAGAAGGAACCGAAACGGGAGCAACCAGUGGGCAAAAAAGGAAAGGGUGGGUGGCUAAGCUGGUUACGGUCCAGCAAGAAGAAUGAAGCCCAUUUACCAGAUGACAAAAAUAAAUCGAUUGUGUGGGAUGAGAAGAGGCAGCGAUGGGUGAACAUGAAUGAACCAGAGGAAGAGAGCAAACCUCUCCCACCGCCGCCAAGCCUACCCAUGGCUGGCCUUCCCUCGGGUUCAAAUCCAAUGUCCUUCGGUGGCCAUCCAUCUGUCAACAGAUUCUCCAGGAAAGCAGGUACAAAAGCUCGUUAUGUGGAUGUACUCAAUCCCAGUGGACCCCGAGCAAAUGGGGGUCUCCCACCUCCGGUAGACCUCUUUGCCCCCCUCGCACCAAUGCCUAUCCCCACCAACUUCUUCGUGCCGGUACCAGGAGAGGGGACUCUGCCUCCUGAAGGAGGUCCAGCAGAGAUUCCACAGUCCAUGGAGCAGAUGAACUCUGAGGCUAAUUUACAGGCCCAGGUCCCUCCUCCUGCACAAGGAGGCUCUGCACAAGGAACUGUUCAAUUUUACAACCCUGCUCAGUUUGCCCAACCCACAGCCAGCACUACAGCUUCUCGAUCAGGACGGUUCGGGCAAAGAAAAUAUCCAACGUUAAAAUAAAGAAAUCUAAAACGAACCCUGGAAUAAAUAAUAUUGUAAACCCUUAAUAGGGAUGGGUGCAGGUGAUGUGUUCUGGGCAAAUACAGUUGAUUAAACCAGACCGAUGUACGUUUAAAAACAUUAGAUUGUAAGGGCUCCAAGACAGGACAAUUUUUGAGCUGCAAACCUCGUUGAGAGGUGCCUAAGGAUUGAAUAUGACCCUGUAUAAAAUACAAUGUUUUUUCUAGACAUUGGGAGGUGCUGUAUGUGGAGGGCUUGCAGUCACAUUGCAUUGCGAUUUAAAAAGAAACGCGUCCCCUUUGAAUGUGACUGUAAAUGUGAGAAUGUCUACCGUGAAGUCUAAAUGGCGUAAGCAGAUAAUGGCACACCCAGAAGAGCCCGGCUCAAAAUUUUAGGUUGGCGGUAGCAUUUGUUUCAAAACAGCAAAAAUGUACUUGAAGUUUUUCUUUGGAGG